AUGCUCACCCGCCAAUGCCGAAGCCAAUUCCUCAUCGUUCACCCGCAGCAGCGCCUACUCCUUCGCAGCUUUUCCACCGGUAACGAUGAGGACCACACGAGGAGGCUGCUCAGACGACGCAUGAGCAUUGGGCUCCCUGCCGACACAACAGGUAUUGGUGGUGGCAGCGGUCAUGGAGGUCUGGGGAGGUGGGAUGAGGCGCCGCCGACCUUCUCGUGGAGUCGGAUUCAAGAUGGUGUGUUACCCUCGACACGGCCGAAAGGUGUACAUUACCAGCUCACCGACAUUGGAACCACUACCUCCGCAUUUCUUUCCGCAAUCUUCAAGCCAAUUCAGGCUUUCUUCCCAACGCGCAUCAACGAGUACCCGCCGCCUCCUCCUCCGAAACCGCUCUCUAUUGCUACACCAACAUCAACACGCGCCCUGCGUGACCUCGAGGAAGGCAUUCUAUCUACUGAGAAGUCACUGAAAUGGAUUAGCAGUAAGCAUAGGGCUCUAAAGUCGCACUCGCCAUAUCUACAGCUCAGCAGCCGGGCCGUGGUGUCGCUAUUCCAGAGACUCUUAGAGGCAGGGAUGUACAAGCGGUUUCUGGAGGUCCUGGAGAGCGAGGAUGUGCUAGCUGAGGAAGGUGUGGAUCUGGUAUGGAUGAGCCUGGAGAAGUACGAUGCGGUGACGAGGCGGAGGAUACUCGAGGGGCUGUGCGAGACAUGCAAAACCCAGCAUCGACAGCGGUUUAGAGGGAUGUUGAUGGGGCUGGAUUAUAAGGUGGAGAAGGAUCUGCACAUGGAUGUGCUGAAUGAGACGGCGCAGAUGUUGUCGCAAAUCCUUGUUGUGAAGGCGCCGACGGAGAAGGGGUAUGCCGCUGAAGUGGCCAAGGCAACGGUUGUAGCAGAGCUGUCUGGGGUGUGUGAUAAGAUCGCUGCUGGGACUGUCAAGAUAGGCGUCGAGACGAGUCAAGCGGUGUUCCGCCGGUUCUUGGAAUUGGGCGGGAUCAAUGACGCGGUCAAGUAUGCGCUGAAACCGGCGGUCAAUGUCCCCGGAGCACAUAAUAUCGCAAGGUUGUGUGAUGCACUCUGUGAUAAGUUCAGGUAUCAGGAUGCGUACAGGCUGAUCAUUGACGCUUUGAAGGUCCAGUCAUUCGGAUUCAUCUCAGAUUUAGAUGUGCGGGCUGGUGUCCGCACUGUUGAUAGACUGAGUGGGAGAACUGAGGAUGAGCUUGUAGACUUAUGGGAAGCCCUCAAUGCAUCUUACGCAAUAUCAAUAAGAGAUAUUACCAAGGACACUUUUGCCGCGUUUAUUGGACGAGCCUCCCGGCUCAAAUUCGGGCGACGGUCACAAUGGUGGGAGGGAAACGGGGCUACUCCGCUGCUCAAAAUGUGUAUGGAGAUUAUCAUUCUGCGUCUGCGCGGAGAGGUGAACACCACACAUCUUGCAACCCUCAUGGAGGCCUGGAUAUGGAACUGGCAAGGGGACGAGGACAAGAGGGUCGAUACUACGUCACUAGACGAAAGCAUCCCAUUUCUGCCAAACUUCUUGGAUAUCCUUUCUCAUGAGCAGCUUGACCAGGUUCUCAUCAUGUGCGAGUAUUGUGGCCCACUGUGGGCUCUCGAGGGCGCUGUAUUAAGGAAAGGCCUAGCAUCCAAAUACCUCGCCUUCCGCAGCGACCCCGAAAUCGCUCGCUUUGUCGUGCGCCAGUACCUCCCCUUCCGCAUGGCCGUCGAGGGCGCAGACGGCACCGAGAAGGAGAACGCCAAAGCCGUCUUCAUGCAGCUGCGGGGAAUGGACAAUCCCGGCGGCAUCACGAUCACCAACUCCGAAGGCAACCCAGAGGCCAUUGGCCCCUUCGCACAUGCCAUCCUCGCCUUCAAAGACACCGGCAUCCCAUGCCGCACCCUCCUCCUCGAUAUGGUGUACACCCUCUAUCGCCUCAUGCGGCCCCAAGAAAUCGUCGAGCUCCUCCGCGCCCUCAACGCCCACGGCAUCCGCCCCAGCUCAUCCCAAUACUCCCUCCUGAUCCGCACCCUGACCCCCACCCACCCCUCCAGCGCCCUCUCCCUCCUCAAGCUCUACGCAAAAUCCCAAUACAGCGUCUUCGCCGCCUUCAUCGCCUCCACAGCGUCAACACACCCCCACCUCGCCAUCGCCGCAUACCGCUUCCUCACCCGCCCCAACGUCUUCCCCUUCACGCCCGACCAGCCCUGUCUCGCGCCGCGCCGCCUCCCAAAACGCCGCCUCCUCCUCGCCAUGGCGUGGAAAUUUGCAAAUUCCCCCGCUCUGACGGCGAGGCAAUGUCAGCGCUGGGUCCACAUCUGCUACGGGACCAUGCUCAAGCUUGGCUAUGCCCCCGGGCCAACGAUGGGUCUAGCAAUUGCUGUUGCAGCAGUCCAGAGAACGAUCAGGGAGGGUAUCCCCGUCAGCAUCAAUAGCGCGCGGCAGCGGUGGGUGAUCCAGGCUGUCAAGAGACAGGCGGGGACGAGGAAGGCGGAGGAGGUGGCGAGAAUCUUGAAGAGAUGUGAGGAUGUGCGCAGGGAGCGGAACCGGCAUAGGAAUCGGGAGGUGUCGGCGGGGCAUCGGGAUGUGGAGCUGUGGUUGGAAAAGAUUAGAGGGCCGGAUGCGCAGUGGUAA
Morchella sextelata is the source of this 2625-nucleotide messenger RNA. RefSeq lists its product as uncharacterized. The transcript is spliced from 4 exons. NCBI's taxonomy places the organism in Eukaryota, Fungi, Ascomycota, Pezizomycetes, Pezizales, Morchellaceae. The record is from RefSeq and is a predicted model, not a curated record. The coding region runs from base 1 to 2625 and encodes 874 amino acids.